Molecule: messenger RNA, 4073 nt
Organism: Linum trigynum
Lineage: Eukaryota; Viridiplantae; Streptophyta; Magnoliopsida; Malpighiales; Linaceae
Source: the annotation of a GenBank genome assembly
CACAUAAAUACUAGGGACCAUCGUGUUACGUCUCGCCGUCUGGUGUCCCUACUUUGGAAUGCCAACCGCGUUACGUCUUGUCGUCCGGUUGCAUACCCAACUCGGCAAUGGCAUUGCGUUACGUAUCGUCGUCCAAUACUGAUCCGACCAUCUACCGCAUCCAGUAGUGACACAACUGCCCGGGGUUCCUCUUACAUACAAACAUAUAUCACAUACAUAGCACAACGCGUGCCUCCACCUUAAGUAGGCAGUGGGAUUCCUCACACAUACAAUCGCGCUUACUCGAAAAUUAACGAACAUAGAUUGAAUGAAAAACAUAAACUAAAGAUCUCGACUAAAGAUCUCGACUGAGAUUUUACCCCCUUACACUCACCCUGCUACUCGAAGUCAACUCGGCUUGGACUAACCAUCCUUGCGCUUGUUGUCUCCAUUGCCUCAAUUGAUCACAUAUCUUUAUCUAUUUUCGUAGCCAAACAAAGCACCCAUUUCUUCACGACCAUGAGAACUAAUUAUCAUUCCCCAUGCAACAUACAAGCAGCCCUUGGUGGCUCUCAACUUCUCCACUCUACAAGACCAAUUAACUUGUCAAUUCUCCAUUACUAAACCAUAAUCAUCACGUAGAAAAAUGACCACGUGAAGCAAUCCUUUCCCAGUGGUUUAUUCUUGUAACUAUGUACCAUAUAAUUAAACCCACACAUCAGUUUAGCGACUUUACUUUAAUUAUCACCGUGCAUUCCCACCUUCCAUUUAUUUCUAUAUCUCUUGACUCUCGCAACUAGGAUAUAUUAUAAAAAUAGCACGAACUCUUUUGCAACAACUUUGCUUACCUUGCUAAUAAGGCCGCCAUGACCAUAGCUCAUAGAAUCACAAUCUUCCGCUCGCUCUGCCGCUAGCCGUAUUUGCUUUACCCGUCUCUGCACUGAUCGGCUUUGGAGGCUAUGACUAUUGCUUCAUAAACAUCUACCUUGAACAACUUCAAGACCCCGACUAUUGAUCCAGGAUGCUCAUGGAACGCCACCAUUCGCUUACCCCAGUUUGAGUUCUCCAUGCCGCCCCAUGACUCAUCCUGACCCCUUUGCUUGCAUUUGAUGAGUGAAGCUGGGAAAUUGAUGCGUUGAAAUUUGUGUUGGGGAAGCAAUUACAUGGGUUCGUGAUUAGGGGUGAGCUUGAGAAGGAUGUCCCAGUUGCUAUGUGGAGAGAACUUUGAGGCGGUAUGGUGUUUGCGAUUGAUGGAAAGGAGAUGGAUCCCCUGAUAGUUCUCUGAGGGAAAAGGAGGAUAACAGGACAAUGGGGAUUUUUGGUUUCCUGGGGCAAACAUUUGCUUUGGGAUUUAAUUGGGAUUAAUUUGGGGAUUGAAGGGUGAGAGGUUGAGUGGAGGAGUAACGGGUGUAACAGGUUGGGAAAACUUUUUCCCUUUUUCCUCAUAAAUAAUAAUUAUUAUUAUUGAUAUUAAUAAUACUAUCAAUAUUAUUUCUAAUUUACUAUCGUAAUCCUUCGUACGUAACUGUCGUCAAUCCAAACGUUCACUUAGUAGGGUCGAACCUGAACCCAUAAUUUCGGGGUGUUACAUUUCCUCCACCCUUAUAAAAUUUUCGUCCCAAAAUUUAGACUAUGUACUCGGCCUUUGGACUAAGACUCCUUGCAUUUGAUAGCGCUUGCCUCUACUGGGAUAUCACAGAAAGUGAAGGAGUUUUUUUCUGAUACUUAGAACAAGAGGAAGCAAGUUCGAUCAAGGAAUUAGCUCUUCAAACUCAUAUAAGCAAAAUUAAUAUGGAGCUCGAGGAUCUCAAGGAAGCGGCCAAUGUGGAUCUACCUCAGGUGGAGCAAGCAUUUGCUAUAAAUACAAGGUUAUCUCCCCAUCCUAGUGUUUCGUCCCCUCCUCCGGAACUACAACAAUAUAGCAUGGCUAAUGAACAUUGCACAUCUUGUCGACAGUUGAGGCAUCGAUUUGAGCGGAUGGAGGAAAGAGUUUCUGAUUGGGUUUCGAUUUGUCACCAGUGCAUGAAUGACUUUGGUAGGUUCAUCGAUGCUUCUAUGAAUCAAAUAGAUUUGAUGAGAGCAGAAACCAAGAUUUUGAUAAACUCCGUCAAGCUUAUUUCUGGUUCCCUAGGGCUUUUGGAAGAUAUUAUCAAAGAGGGACAGAAAAAUCCGAGGAACAACAAAAUUGUUCGCCAAGGAGUGAGUUGACAAUCAAGCAGGACUGGUUCGUGGCACACUCCCACCGUAGAGUCCUGCAGAAUGAUGAAGAUGCAGAUCGACUAGUUGACUCCGCAACGGUAAGAUUUGUGUCUUGACCAUUUAAAUUUUAACCAAUAUAAGUAUAUUGUGUAUGAAACUAACAAUUUUUUUAAUGCAACGUGCUCGCUACCUUUCGUACACUUUUGCACCUGCGGUUUGUGGCGCAUUGGGGACUAAGGAGGAGUGGCUGGAGCACCAUUGACGAGCCUACAAGAUACUCCACGGAGUGAAGGAUGUGUGGACAGAGUACUGGGUGUCUCAGGGACUCCCCCCUCCCUGAUGUUCAGUUGUUUUAGAUAUAUCGACUCGAGGAUAUGUAUAAUUGUGUUUAACUUAUGUAGUAUUAUGUUUGGCUAUUUAUAUUUGGAUUGGAUUUUUUUACUUAUGUUUGGCUAUUUAUGCUUGGAGGGAAGUUUGACUAUUUAUGUUUGCUUGCAAUAUUAAAAUACAAAAACCAUCCUGAAGGUAGUGUCAUUACCAAGAGACUGUAUAGUCAAACAUAACAUUCAAAAUAGAACUGCAGUGGACGAAUGCUGGUGCAGUGGCAAAAUACAACAUACAAAAUACAGCUAGGAAAACAACAUACAAAUAAAGCAAUGCAACACUAUGCAUUGCCCCUACCACUUCCCCUAGCUCUUCGAGGGUCUCUUUGUCUGACUCGUUGGCGAACACCAAGACUCGCCUACAAAUCGCCUACUAGUAAAGGCCAAACAAACCCUGGAUAAAAUUGCUCGAUGAGAGGGUAAGAAUAUUGCCAUGGGGGGCUCUGGGAUGAGUAAUCUGCAAACAUAUACCAAAUGAUAAUUAAUACUUGGACAAAAUUUACAAAAAAAAACCAUUUACUAAUAGUUGGACUAUAAUAUUAAAAUAUUAGAGUUGAAACUCAUCACCUAUAUCGUGCUCGUCGAAUUCACCUCUACUCGUUCGCCCCCUGCCUCCAUUCGAUCGAUACCUGCCUCCAUUCGAUCGAGACCUUCCUCCACUUGAUCGGGACCUUCCUUCACUCGAUCGAGACCUGCCUCCAGUUGAACCGGGCCCCGUACUCCUUGAACGAGAACACAAUCUCUCAUAAUAGGAAUGAAUGAGACUGGUACUUAUUCGAGGUCGCCCUCUCGUAGUCUCAUUCAUUUUCGGUUCCCUCCCAUUAUCCUCUGUUGUGUGAAGCCCGUAGAAUAGGGCAUCCCUUGCUUGUCUCACUGUUUCAGGACCUCUCUCUUCCAGCUCAACAGUGAGCUUCCUAAAGUGUUGUCGUUGAAGCUCAAUUUCAUCACUGACUUGUUGUUGCAAUGAGGGGUUUUUAUAAUCCAAAGUCUGCCAGAAUACAUGAAACUCCUGGGCAUAAAACUGGCAUCCUUCCUCCUUAGCUCUAACAACCUGGCAAGCACACUCGAGCCCAUGUGUCGUCUGAAAAUGACACCCACAACUGUCCACCAACUCUGCCGCCCCAUCUAACAUCAGUUUUAUUGCUUCACAACUGACGACCCUCCUAAAAAACGUGCACAAAGCCUCAAUUACCCUACUCAAAUUGCGGUUUAGUGACUUGUUGAUAAGCCCAAAUAACCGGGCUUAUCGUCACAAGCUCACCAACUUCAACCUUCCUGACUUGUUAGCGACGAAAUAGAAUGGAUCAAGAGAAAACAGGGGAAAAGAGAUGGUUCAGAGUGCAACUUCAACACCACUCGCGGGGGAAGAGGCUCUACCGAAUUCAAGGUAGCAACCUGACCACGAUUGAGGUGAUGACUCAAUUGAUACAAGGCUCGCUCGUCGCUGGAAACCAAUCCACACGACAUGGACAAAUCUUUGAGAAAAACACUCAAUGAACAAGGUCUUUGAUU